CACUGAAAUUGUAACCUCCAUGACAUUUCAUGUUCAUCAUGGAGGUAAUAAUCGUAAGGACAUCAAGUAGUUUUCAACAUCAAACUUGAUAUGUCUCUUUUUUUAUAAUCAUAGUCAAAGUAAAAUCAUUCCCAUCUCAUCUAUGUUAGGUGCAUUACUGCCAAAGUACUUCGAUCUAAAGGUCGUUCAAGAAGGGCAAUAAUGACGUCACGCUUGGUUGUAAAGCAAAUAUGUAAAACGUGGGCAGGGGGCAGAGUCCUUGGUCCAACCAAGGAGCUUCUUUUCCCGAACAGCCGUGACAGAGAGACCCUGCCGGAGCAAACAUGGAUAUGCCUAUGUCCUUCUACUGGUCGAACCAGGCCAUCAUUCUGUUCGACGGCUGGUCUGUACAAGAUGCGACCGGUAUGGCCUUCAGUGUGAUCGGGAUCAUUUGCGCGGGCGCGCUGUUCGAGGGGGUAAAGCGGCUGGUGGGCUGGGUGGGGAAGGGGAAGGGGAUGUUGGUCAACAGGGACACAGGAGACACGUCUGACCCCGAGGAGAGGACACCGCUGCUCAAGUCACCACCGGACGUUGCUCUGACCAGGAAGAGAAAACACAUGUCUCACAACGCUGUUCUCUGCCGUUCGAGGUUACGGUACCACCUGGCGCAGUCCCUGCUCCACGUGCUGCAGGUGGUGCUGGCCUACUGUCUGAUGCUGGUGGUCAUGACCUACAACGGCUGGCUGGCCAUCGCAGUCUUCCUGGGUGCCGGCCUGGGUUACUUCGUCUUCUUUGCAGACAUGGAAAUCAAAGCGUGAAAAGCUGAAGCCAGAAUUUACCCACACACUUGUACAAACAAUCUUGACAGCUCAUAUCAAACCACAUAACACAGCACGGAUAGCACAUGACUUAUGAAAAGCACUUAGAUUGAUUGGUCCACCAUUGCGCAAGAGACAUGUAGAAACUCCAGUUCUAUCCCUCAACGACAAAUAAAGGGAACGACGUCUCAGUAGGUGUCAAAUCUGGACCCAGGGUCCACAAUAACCAUAAAACUAUAUAGAUGCUCCCUGCUGACCUCUGCCAGGAGGUUUGAAAGCUGAAUUAACUCUAGACCACAUAAACUAAUUAGAAGCCAUGGGGAGUCCAGCCAGUGUCUGCUUCCAGGAACAAAGGGAUGGUAUUACGACAUAACGUUGAAAGUUAUUAGCAUAUUAACUGUCAGAUCUGUUUGAAAAGUUUUCUCCACUACUUGUCAACAAAAUCCUGUCAAACAAAGCAAAAUGACACAUAAGCGUGCUGCAAGGCUAAAGACACCAUACCAUAUUUUCUACAACAUUAGGUUUGAAGGAAGAAAUAUCAGACCAGUGUUGAAAAUUCAAAAUGUUGCCAGAUUUCUUGUGCCUUUGAAUUCAGUCUAGAAGUACAUCUACACUCUUUCCUGUACUAUCUUGCUCUCUACCUUUGUCUGAGUUACUGAAUGUCAUUAUCAUUGCUAUUUAGAUCUAUGGUCAUUUAUUAUCUUGCCUUUCAGAAGCUAUUUGGUGUCUUGUUUUGAAAUAAGAGCGGUCACCCUCAUUGUAUCUAUAUAGAAUAAGAUCAUUUAUUUUGGUAAAGAUCAGUCCCUCUCAGAUUUAUAUUUCUUUUCAAGUAGUCAUGAGCUUUCUGUUGGAUUUUGUGUGUCUACAAAUAGAACUUGUAAUCGUAGCACCGUCUUUGCAAUGUGAAUGAGUAGAAUUACUUGUACAGUCACCACCAGCAACAAGGGUAUAAUAUCUCAGUGCCCCAAUGUUUCCCUUCCACAAAGUUCCAGGCUGGGCUUAGUGGGUCCGUGGUCAUUACUUCACAUGAUUUUUGUUUAGAGAAAGCUUACAAAUUUACUUUUUAUGUGCAAACAAACUAAAACUCUUUAUCUAUCUGUAACUAUUUGAACUCUACAGUGUACGUAUUAGCCCUGCUCCAGCACCCAUGUUCAUUGUAUGAGAGCCUUUUGUAGACUGAACCCGGUAGUUUACGUUAGCCGAAUUUAUUGGGUGAUUUUAUAGUACCACCUUGGUCUGUGUAACGUCUAUGUUGCUAUGACGUCAAGAAGGAAACUGGACAAUGAGGAUGUGAAUUAGUGAUAGCAGUUUACUGUACGAAAUACGAGUUGGAGGUUGUGAAGGGAAAGGGAGAAUAAAUGGAUCACUUUGCAUUCCUUUGGCUGUAACUGCAAGGAAUUAAAGUUGUGUAUAGAUUUCA
Molecule: messenger RNA, 2217 nt
Organism: Branchiostoma floridae (Florida lancelet)
Lineage: Eukaryota; Metazoa; Chordata; Leptocardii; Amphioxiformes; Branchiostomatidae
Product: probable low affinity copper uptake protein 2
Exons: 2
Coding region: 324-797 (157 amino acids)
Biological process (GO): copper ion transmembrane transport
Cellular component (GO): membrane
Molecular function (GO): copper ion transmembrane transporter activity
Source: RefSeq, a predicted model, not a curated record